Messenger RNA from Ruditapes philippinarum (Manila clam), 950 nucleotides. RefSeq lists its product as uncharacterized. The record is from RefSeq and is a predicted model, not a curated record. The transcript is spliced from 6 exons. NCBI's taxonomy places the organism in Eukaryota, Metazoa, Mollusca, Bivalvia, Venerida, Veneridae. Bases 66 to 908 code for a protein of 280 amino acids.
UAUAACUAACAAUGAUUUCAUCAUAAGAACAGUGACUACAACUAGAAUAUAUAUUUAAGUACAACAUGGCGUUCAUGUGUGUUGUUGCUUUGAUUUUUCUUUGUUUUUCGAACGUUUACUGUGGAGCGGAAAGGCGACUUAUACUUGACGAUCAAAGCAACCUUGCACAUACGGUGUCCCGAGUGGUCCAAGAGAUUGAAAGCAUAAAGACACAGCAAAACAGCUCACAUAAGACUAUCACUUCACUACAACAACAAGUACAGCAGCUAACCCAAGAUCUAACGAAUACCAAAACCGAACUUAACAUUGCUAAGUCAACAGUACAACAAAUGAGUCAAUCAAGUGGCAGUUGGUCGACGUACGUUCGUUGGGGUAAAAGUUCUUGCAAUAACGACCAAACUGAAUUGGUAUAUUCAGGCUAUGGAGCAGGAUCGAACUGGGAUAACACUGGUGCAGCAACAAAUUUCAUUUGCCUGGUAAAAGACCCGUAUCUAGUUGGCAACAGCUCUUUCAACAAAGGUGCACAGGUAUUUGGUGCUGAAUACGUCAUAGACAACUCUAACUGGGUAGAAACAUCACAAAGAUUGUUUGGUAAAGACAUAACAUUUCAAAAUGCUCCAUGUGCAGUAUGCCGUGUGCCAAGAUCAACGGUGCUUAUGAUACCUGGUAAAAACACUUGUUAUGCGGGUUGGACUUUCGAAUAUGAAGGUCUUUUAGCGGCAGGACAUUACGAACACAAGGCGGGCUCCGAAUUUGUUUGUUUGGAUAAAGAUCUGGAUGUAAUCGCAGGUGGAAGCGCAAAACAUCUUGGGAAGCUUUUCUACCUUGCGGAGGCUGUGUGUGGCGCCUUAACUUGUCCACCAUACCAAAACGGCAAAGAAAUCACAUGUGCAGUUUGUUCAAAAUAAUAACAAGUACAUGUAUCUAAUAAAUUUAAUGUUAAAAAUGAA